UGAAAUAAGCAGAGAUAUAAAAAGGGCCAGGAGAAGUGGCCACCUGUCUUCAGCAAAAUGGAAGCUUUCAGGCAAUGCAUUUUCUUGGCACUUUUAUUUGGUUCGACUCUUGCUGAAAAUAAGCUGACUGAAGUCCAAGCAAAAAGUGCAUGCGGUGGUAUACUGAACAAUAACUAUAAAGCACUGCCACUUACACUCAAGGCAAAUGAAAAUUGUAUCUGGCAAAUACAGAGAGAUGUUAAUACAACUGUGCAUGUGAAUGAAACAAUCAGACUCAUCUUCUCUUCCUAUGAAUUCAAUCCAUCAUCUACAUGUGACAGAGAAAAUAUUGAAGUAUAUGAUGGCCCUUCAACGGAUGCGCCUCUCUUGGGACAAGUGUGCAAAACCCACAUAUCUGUUCCCAUCUUCCACUCAUCUUCUGGCUCCUUAACAUUUCGCAUAUCAACAGACUCCACAGAAUUUACACGGACCAUAUUUGCAUUUUAUUACUUCAUCUCACCAGAUUCACCCGAAAUUGAAAACUGCGGGGGUCUCCUUACUGGCCCAGUUGGAUCAUUCGUCAGCCCCAAUUACCCCAAGCCACAUCCAGAAUUUGCAUAUUGCGUAUGGCACAUUCAAACAGAAGAAAAUUCCAAGAUAAAUUUAACUUUCAAUGACAUUUUUCUAGAACUAGAUGACAAAUGCAGAUUUGAUUUCCUCGCCAUCUAUGAUGGUGCAACAACGGACUCUGGCUUAAUCGAACAAGUGUGUGGGCGCAAAUCCGCUGCAUUUCAGUCUUCUUCCAAUGUGAUGACCGUUGCAUUGUCUACAGACUAUGCCAAUUCAUACAAGGGCUUUUCUGCUCACUACACAAGUGAACCAGUACCAACACCAGAGCCCAACAAAUCCAUCAGUUGUUCUUCAGACAUGAUGACAGUUAUUCUCAGCAAAUCUUAUUUGGAUGCACUUGGCUAUGAUGAAAAUGACUUGAUGCUAAAUGACCCGUCUUGCAGACCAGUUGCAUUAAACCCAGUGACAUUUUCUUUUCCACUCAACAGCUGCGGAACAGUUAAAACGGGAGAAAACCACACGAUCACUUACACCAACACUAUCACUGCUUCCCCAAAUGGCAAUGUGAUUACCCGCCACAAACAGGUUGACCUCGUUGUGAGGUGUAUAAUGGAAAACAAUUCAACUGUAGAAGUCAUGUAUGAAACAAAAAAUGUAGAAAAUGACGAUGAAAGUGCUUUAGGUAGAUUCAAUCUCAGCAUGGCCUUCUACGAUUCCAAUUCUUUCUCUCAAAUGCUUGAUUCACCAUACUUUGUGGACUUGAACCAAACACUCUAUGCACAAGUCAGUCUGCAUUCCAGUGACGCCAAUCUGUUAGUGUUUGUGGAUACCUGCACUGCGUCACCAAACCUUGAUUCUAUAUCACCAAAAUAUGAAUUGGUCAAAAGCGGAUGCGCAGAAGAUGACACUUACGUGGCUUAUCCAGUCCUUGAACAUUAUGGGAGAUUCCAGUUCAAUUCCUUCAGGUUCCUACGCUAUCAGCCAUCUGUUUACCUCCGGUGCGAAGUUUUGAUUUGUGACAGCAAGGCUCCUGAUUCUCGCUGCACCAAAGGUUGUCGCCCUCGACAUAAGAGAGAGCUUUCUUCCUACACAUGGAAAGGGGAGGCUGCAGUGGGACCUAUCAUCCUGAAGAGAGAUCUCAGCUCUAUGGAUCGCUCAGAUUCUUCUAUUCAAGUUCAUCCAGAGGAAAGCCAGAAUACACCAUCCAAGAGCCUGUAUACCCUUACAUUUGUUGUGUUGGCUGCAAAUGCUGUCCUCCUGGCUGGUCUGGCAGUGACGCAUUUGUUCACUCGAAAACCAGGAUACAGAUACCAGAAGUUGCAGAGCCCUUAACAGAGCACUCCCGUUCCCUGCUUCAGUUUGAACCCUAA
Molecule: messenger RNA, 1919 nt
Organism: Podarcis raffonei (Aeolian wall lizard)
Lineage: Eukaryota; Metazoa; Chordata; Lepidosauria; Squamata; Lacertidae
Gene: CUZD1
Product: CUB and zona pellucida like domains 1
Exons: 9
Coding region: 58-1881 (607 amino acids)
Cellular component (GO): cell surface
Source: RefSeq, a predicted model, not a curated record